Biomphalaria glabrata is the source of this 669-nucleotide messenger RNA. RefSeq lists its product as uncharacterized. The transcript has 4 exons. The record is from RefSeq and is a predicted model, not a curated record. Bases 16 to 429 code for a protein of 137 amino acids. NCBI's taxonomy places the organism in Eukaryota, Metazoa, Mollusca, Gastropoda, Planorbidae.
UCUCUGGAGCAGAAGAUGUUUAUUUUCCUCUUGAAGCGCAUAUACCGUAACGACUCUCACUUUCCAGGCUCUCAGCAAACUGCACCACGUGACAAUACCAACUCAAAGAACUUGACAACUCGGCGGCUCCAAACGGAAGAACACAACAGUGACUAUAUCAUCCAGAAGCUCUUAUCACGCCACCCCGCGCAAGGAUAUAGUCUGCUGGCUUUACUCACGAGGUUGCAUUUACCGACGCUACGGAACCUCCCGGAAGACUAUCGAGACCUGGACGUGGACGAGGAGACAGAGAAGGCAGACAAAGACCAGGAAGAGGUGCUGGACGUGUUAAGACCAGCCUCUAAGAAGAGUCUGGGAGCGUGUAUAGCUAACUGUUUGACCGUCAACAGGGCCAUGAACUUCAUCCAGUGCAAGACUAUGUGUCACUAACAAUAACCAAGGUGGUUGUUCAGAGCGAAAAGUGUUGCAGUUUCUGAAGCCGCUGUUGGAUCAACUAGCCCCACAUUCCUUCUGAUGUCUAGUUUUUACAAUUUUCCAGAAGUAACAACAGACAUUACUAAAAACAUGGAUUGCUACGAUGUCGAGGGAAUUAUUUGAACGAAACAAAACAAAAAAGUCUGCACGAACAACCAAGUUAUGAAACAAUAAAAGAAAGAAAUGUACAUACAA